AUGUCCCGUUUCGAUCCCUUCACGCUCGUCGAUCUCCCUUACCGCAUGGUGCAAAACCAUUCGCUCGAAGCCACACUCUUCCUUCCAACUCAUCUCCUAUCUCGCUCAAAUAACAAGCAGAAAUGUCCAGUUAUGGUCCAUUUCCACGGGGGUGGCUUCAUCCUCGGCCACCGCCGCUACGAACCCUGGCUCGCACAAUGGUUUCUGGACCUCGCACAAGCCCAGGACGCGAUCAUCAUUCGCCCUGAUUAUAGGCUCCUCCCUGAAUCCAGCAUGGACGAUAUCUUCAGCGACGUGGACUAUUUCUGGCGUUGGGUGCAGCGCGAUCUGCUCCGAAUUGUCAAGGAAAAUUCAUGGGGGGUCCUGCCCGACCUCUCUCGGAUCCUGUGCUGCGGGGAGAGUUCUGGGGGCUCUCUGGCGGUGUAUUCGGGCCUCGAGCUAUCUUGCAUUCUAUCGGGCGGGGCUGUCCCGGACCGAGAGGCAGAUGCAGACGGGUACGCGGAUGUUACCAUACAGGCUGUCAUUUCCACAUAUGCGCCACUUACCCUUGAUGUCCCGGAACUCAGGAUCCCGCGCCCAAGGACGAUUAUGGAGCCUCCAGCAGUCGGGCGACAUACGGACGCAGUCGGCCUGCAUGAGGCGAUGCAGGAGAUCCAGAGAGGUAAUAUCACUUCAGCGAUCGUGGCUGGAGCGAACUUAAUCUUCGCACCAGGAAUGACGGUUGCCAUGAGUAUUCAGGCAGCGCUAUCCCCGGAAGGGUCAUCCAAGUCAUUCGAUGCAGCUGCAGACGGCUAUGCUCGUGGCGAAUCCGUGUCUGCCUUAUACAUCAAGCGUCUUGAUGAGGCGGUCCGAGAUGGAAAUCCCAUCCGGGCCAUUCUCCGGGCAUCAUCCAGCAAUUCUGAUGGGAAGACAAUGGGAUUUAGUACCCCAAACCCGGAUUCUCACGAGGCGGCUAUGCGUGAGGCAUAUUCUAUUGCUGGUCUGGACUUUUGUCAAACCGCAAUGGUAGAGGCACACGGUACGGGGACAGCUACGGGUGAUCCAAUUGAGGCGGAGGCAAUUGCUAGAUGUUUCGGCAAGGAAGGAGUAUAUAUAGGCGCGGUGAAACCGAACCUGGGUCAUAGUGAAGGCGCGGCGGCUCUUACGAGUCUCAUCAAGGCGGUGGUCUCGCUUGAGCACCAGACAAUCAUUCCGAAUAUCAAGUUCGAGACCCCCAAUCCAGCGAUCCCAUGGGAAACGGCGAAGCUAGUCGUCCCAGUGAAACCUUGUCCAUGGCCCAGAAAUCGUGCUGAGCGAUUGAGUGUCAACUCGUACGGGAUUGGUGGAUCUAACGUCCAUUUCAUUCUAGACUCAGCUGCCUCGUUUGGAAUAGGAAUACCAAAGUCCAUUCCUCCAGCAGUCAGUGUUCGGGGUCAGAGGAAACAACUACUGGUUUUCUCUGCUGGGCAUCCGGAAUCUGUGAAGACCAUGGUCAGAAACCACCAAGAGUAUUUGUCCAAGUACCCCGAUCGCUUGAGAAAGGUUUCCUAUAAUCUCUCUGAGAGAAGAGAACGCCUGAAAUACAGAGCUUUCUGUGUGUCAAAUGGAAGUGAACCGCUUUCCGAGACUGCACCAUCACCCUGUCGGAAUUUCAACCAGAUUGCGUUUGUGUUUACAGGGCAAGGGGCUCAGUGGAUACAUAUGGGACGUGAUUUGAUGUUGGAGUUUCCAUCUUUCUUGGCGGAUAUUCGAUCCAUGGACAAUGUAUUGAAGAACCUUGAACAUGCCCCAUCUUGGUCUAUUGAAGACGUUCUUUGUCACGCCGAUGAUGGAAGCAUUUUGUCACAACCAGAAUAUUCCCAAACGAUCUGUACCGGUCUCCAAAUCGGACUUGUAGACCUGUUAGAAUCAUGGCACGUCAAGCCAUCGGCUGUUAUCGGUCAUUCCAGUGGCGAAAUAGCUGCUGCCUAUGCGGCUGGGUCUUUGACGAAGACAGAAGCUAUUGUCGUUGCCUUUUACCGCGGUCAUGUCUGUAAGGACCCGUCGCGGAAGGGCGGGAUGGCAGCCAUUGGGUUGGGAAAGGCACAAGUCGCUCGUUUUUUGAUGCCAGGAGUGAAUAUUGCAUGCGAGAACAGUCCAUCCAGUGUCACCUUGGCGGGAAAUGUGGGUACUUUGGAGACGGUGAUGGCCAAUAUCAAGGGGGUGAAUGAGGACACGUUUGUUAGAAGAUUGAAAGUGGAAAUGGCUUAUCAUUCUGACCACAUGCGUAUUGUUGGAGAUAGAUACCAUGACCUGAUAGCUGGCCACCUUGACCCUCGUCCGCCUAGAGUCCCAUUUUAUUCUAGUGCCUAUGGUGGGAAGGUACUUUCGGAGGCAUCUCAAUUUGGCUCGCACUAUUGGCAAGAGAACUUAGAAAAUCCCGUUCUCUUUAACACUGCUGUCAAGUCUCUGGUUUCGACAACACCUCAAUUGGUGCUGCUAGAGGUUGGACCACACUCGACUCUGCGAGGCGCACUGAGCCAAAUCACACAGCAAAUUUCCUCAACAGUGCUUUACGUACCCACCUUGAUUCGUGGCAAGAAUGAUACAGAGUCAUUUCUUUCGACGAUGGGUCAGCUUUUUACAGCUGGUCUGCAUAUCAGAGCCCACUGUGAUCCUAUAGAUGUCAUGGUCUUAUCGGAUCUGCCAACAUACCCAUUCCACUAUGAAAAGAGUUACUGGGUCGAGUCAAGAGUAAUGAGCAACUGGCGAUUCCGCAAGCACCUUCCGCAUGACCUGUUGGGCACUCGGACGCUGGAAGGAACUGAUCUGGUCCCAACUUGGCGAAACAAUCUCCAGCUUUACCAAAUCCCUUGGCUGAGGGACCAUCGGGUUGGGAAGGAUAUUGUAUUCCCAGCUGCCUGUUACGUUGCUUUAGCUGGCGAAGCUGCAUUCCAGCUGACUGACAGCGAUGCACGAGACUAUACUGUGAAGUCAAUGGACCUUCACCAGGCUUUACUUCUUCAGGAAGAAACCGCCACUGAAAUUGUUACUACCCUUCGCCCUCAGCGCUUGACGACAAGUCUAAAUAGCGAGUUCUACGAAUUUUUGAUUGAAUCAUACAAUGGAGAAAUGUGGAAGAAACAUUGCUCUGGGUUAGUCCGAAUCGGUCGUGCAUCUACGCCUCCAGUAGCCUUCCACAGGGCAUCGGAGGCGCUUCCCAGAGACGUCUCAUCAGCUCGAUGGUAUGAGACUGGUGCCCGUGUCGGACUGAAUUACGGCCCCAGUUUUACUGGCCUCCAGAAUAUCACCGCUGGCGUUACCGAAAAGAAAUCUGAGGCCGAUAUCAUUGAUAAACCUGGGACAGAAUCCGAAUCCCUCUACCCUCUCCACCCAAUCACUCUGGAUUUGGCCUUCCAGGCAUUGACAGUAGCGAUCUUUCAGGGUGACUAUCGCACCUUUGACUAUCUACCUCUACCAAAAUUCCUUGGGGAAAUCUACGUCGGCCACGGAGCAGGUAGGAAGAUCCAUAUCUCCUCGAUGAGUGGUCAUAAUUCGUCUGGCGGUCAUUUGUACGGGGUCGGGGAAGACGGUGAUUUGUUACUAUACCUCAAAGACCCAGUGCAUAUACGUCUAGAGAAGGACCACGAUGCCCCAGAGCCAAUGGCGGUUGCCUUGGAGUGGAAACGCGCCUUUUCUUUCCUGGAUAGUGGUGAACUGACGCGACCAAUCUACAAUAUCCGAGAGCAGCUCAUCGUGGGCGAGAGACUGUAUGUUCUCUGCGCACUUGAAUCCAACAUCGCCCUACAGGGUAUCUCAACAACGCAGCCACAUCUGGAGCAGUAUCGGCAGUGGUUAGAAGAUCAAUGUGCUCGCUUAGCAGAACCAGGCUACAUUCUAGUCGAGGAUUCAGUUGACUUAGUCAAAAUGACUUCUCAAAAUCGCCGCGAGAUGAUUCCGAGGGUUCUUGAUCAAUGCAAGGCCAGCGGUUGCGGGGAUAUUGGAUUAGCAAUCUGGAAGGCAUAUGACCAGCUGGUCAAUAUAUUCGAGGGGAAAACGGACUUCCUUGACCUUGUGAUCAACGAUGGCACACUUUCAAAUGUCUACAAUUGGACUAACGACAUGUGGGAUAUCAGCAAAUUCUUCCAGCUCCUCGGCCAUACGCAACCUCAGAUGAAAGUCCUCGAGAUUGGAGCUGGAACGGGUGGGCUGACUGCCAAGGUUCUUGAGCAUCUUCGCUCGACGUAUGGAGAACGGCUAUAUUUGCAAUACACCUUUACGGAUGUAUCCUCUGGGUUUUUUCCGGCUGCAAAGAAAAGAUUCGAAGAAUACCAGGCUAUCGACUAUCAAGUGCUCGAUAUCUCACAGCAUCCUCUGGAACAGGGGUUCCAGCGCGAGGAAUACGACCUUAUAAUUGCUUCAAAUGUUUUACAUGCCACCCCUGUUCUACAUGAUACACUUGUUCAUGUCAGGACUUUACUGAAGCCCCAGGGCCGGCUGUUCUUGCAGGAGCUCUCACCAGUUGGAAACAGCAUGGGGUAUGUCAUGGGUAUCUUCUCGGGCUGGUGGCUCGGGGCAGCAGACGGCCGGGCCAGCAAACCCUUUAUUUCCCCCGAAGAAUGGGAUACAAGACUACGUGCUGCAGGAUUUGACGGUUGUGAGACAGUCAAGUUUGACAAUGAGAAACCCUACCACCUCAAUGCAAACAUCGUGGCCCGGCCAGUAGUAGAAGUUGAGUACUCUCGAACCAUCACUCUCCUGUCGGGACCAUCCGCAAUCCAUCCACUGGCUCUUCAGGUGGAGACACUGCUACAGAAAAAGGGGUACCAAACGAAGCACUGCCAACUGGGGAAUGAGCAGCAAACUCUCCCGGGCCAGGAUUUGAUAUCGUUCCUUGACCUUGACCAGCCCUUCUUGAAAGCCCCAAGUGAAGGGGACUGGCAUCAAUUCCUUGAUAUGAUACAGACUCUGCAACAGGCAUCUAUUCUUUGGUUAUUACCUCUGACCCAUAUGAAGUCGAACGAUCCGCACACGGGACUGAUUCUUGGGGUGGCUCGAACCGUUCGUUCGGAGCUUGCGAUACCUCUCAGCACUCUGGAAAUUGAAUCUCACACCAGUCCAGAAGCAGCAGGCGCAGUCGUUGAUGUCAUCAGAAAAUUGCAACGAUCCAAUCAGGAUGAUGGGGAUCUGGAUCCAGACAUGGAGUAUUGCUGGGUGAAUGGCGCUGUACAUGUUGGACGGUACCACUGGUAUCCAGUCAAGAAGGCUUUGAAAGAGGCGGCAGCUGAGCCUGACACUAAAGUAUUGAGGAUUGGGACCCAUGGACUGCUACAAUCUCUCUAUUGGAGUGGAUGUGCACUGCCUGAGCUUGAAGCAGAUCAAGUGCAGAUUCAAACACAAGCCGUUGGAUUAAACUUCAAAGAUGUGCUUGUUGCCAUGGGCGUGGUUGAUAGUGCCUCGAAGGAUGCUAUCUUUGGCGUCGAGGGGGCUGGAUACGUUAGCAAGGUUGGCACAAACGUUGAACAUCUCGAAGUGGGAGACAGGGUCGUCUAUAUCGGAGCCGCCACGGUUGGUCUGGCGACGGAGAUCCAGAGACAGGGAUGCUUCACUCUGCGGAUACCGGACCACCUCAGCUUUGACGAGGCGGCGACCAUGUCCGCCGCAUAUGUCACGGUACUACUGGGUCUUGUUGAGAAGACACGUCUUGAAAGCGCACAGUCCAUUCUCAUCCAUGCAGCCACUGGAGGUGUUGGUAUUGCAGCAAUCAACGUAGCCCGGUGGAUCGGGCUGGACAUCUACUGCACGGUGGGCAGUGAACGCAAGGCGGAAUUCCUAGUCCAAGAGCAUGGCAUUCCUCGCGAUCGGAUAUUCCAUUCGCGUGAUGCCAGCUUUCGAGAUGAUAUCAUGGCAGCGACGAAUGGCGUAGGCGUGGACUGUGUACUUAAUUCUCUCUCGGGAGAGUUGUUACACGCCUCGUGGGAGUGCGUAGCAGCGUCAGGCUGCAUGGUUGAAAUCGGAAAGAGAGACAUGAUCGGUCGGGGCCAGCUGGCUCUCGAUAGAUUUGAGGAUAACCGCACUUACAUCGGGAUCGACAUGAGCAGAUAUAUCGUCACCAACCCAGCCAAGAUCAUCAAGCUGAUGAACCUAAUGUUGGACCUCUACUCCGACGGUCAUAUUCGGCCCAUAGACCCCAUCACAUUUUACGACGCCAAUGAAGUCCAAGACGCAUUCCGGUACAUGCAACAAGGAUUUCAUAUCGGAAAGGUCGUCAUCAGGUUUCCGAGGGCCCAAGAAGGAGUUCAAUGGAGCUUGGAGACUCCCAAACCGUCAUUUAGGCAAGAUCGAGCUUAUUUCCUCGUUGGUGGAAUGGGAGGGUUGGGACGGGCCAUUGCUACAUGGAUGGUCACUCAUGGCGCCAGGCACCUUAUUUUCCUGUCGCGCUCUGCAGGAAAAUCAGAGAACGACAUGACGUUCAUCCGAGAGCUUGAAGCAAGGGGUUGCGCAGUGCAAGCCUGGGCCGGAGAUGUCGUCGAUUCCGCAACCGUGAAGAACGCCAUCCAGCAGGCGCCAGUGCCGAUUGCCGGUGUCAUGCAAAUGGCCAUGGUGCUCUGCGACGUGGGAAUAUUGGACAUGAGUCUCGAUAACUACCAUACUGCUCUAAGGCCAAAGGUGGAUGGAACCUGGAAUAUCCAUAAUGCAUUGCCAAACGAGGAUCUCGACUUUUUUGUUAUGCUCUCCUCGGUUUGUGGUCAGAUGGGGUACUAUGGGCAGGCCAAUUACGCUGCUGCCAACACCUUCCUCGACACUUUCGCGCAGUACCGACACUCUCAGGGGUUAAAAGCAUCAGUCCAGGAUAUUGGCGCCAUCAAUGAUGUGGGGUUCAUCAGCCAAAAUCCCGCUGUCAAAGCCUCUAUGCAGGCAGGAUCAACACAACUGAUCACCGAGCAAGACUUCCUCGAUACACUGCAGUUGACCAUCGCUAGAUCGUCCAGUGGCCCAGGUUCAUGCCCUGGAAACCCGGAUGAGCCGGAAAAUGGACUUUCCUUCCACAACCCAUGUCAAGUGACCCAAAUGUCAGAGUGUCAGUUGCCCAUAAUGGACCCAGAGAACCACAUUAUCUGGAAGCGCGACCCUCGUAUGGCCAUCUACCGAAACAUUGAGACAACCUCUACAAAAACCGAAACCGCGAACAGCGGAUUUAAAUCAUUCCUCUCGGAUAUCAACGCCGAUCCCGCCUUAUUACAGCAACCUGCGGCCGCAGAAUUUCUGGCCCGGGAGCUCCGAGACCGCGUGGCGGCGUUUUUGAUGCUCCAGGAGGGCGAAGAGCCGUUGGAUCUUGGACUGACGCUCACGGAGGCUGGUGUAGAUUCUCUGGUAGCAAUCGAAGUGCGGAAUUGGUGGAAGCAAAAUCUUGGGGUGGAGAUAUCUGUGCUUGAAUUGAAGAAUGGGGGCAGUAUGCUUGACAUCGGAGGGUUGGCUGCGAAACGGCUCCGAGAGAAAAUGGGUGGUAGUGCAUAG
Messenger RNA from Penicillium samsonianum, 7476 nucleotides. Its product is annotated as type I iterative polyketide synthase. The transcript is spliced from 11 exons. Lineage: Eukaryota; Fungi; Ascomycota; Eurotiomycetes; Eurotiales; Aspergillaceae. Gene Ontology annotation, biological process: secondary metabolite biosynthetic process; fatty acid biosynthetic process. The coding region runs from base 1 to 7476 and encodes 2491 amino acids. The record is from RefSeq and is a predicted model, not a curated record. Gene Ontology annotation, molecular function: fatty acid synthase activity; hydrolase activity; oxidoreductase activity.